Molecule: messenger RNA, 5750 nt
Organism: Podarcis raffonei (Aeolian wall lizard)
Lineage: Eukaryota; Metazoa; Chordata; Lepidosauria; Squamata; Lacertidae
Gene: PLEKHH2
Product: pleckstrin homology, MyTH4 and FERM domain containing H2
Exons: 30
Coding region: 283-4773 (1496 amino acids)
Biological process (GO): negative regulation of actin filament depolymerization
Cellular component (GO): cytoskeleton; cytoplasm
Molecular function (GO): actin binding
Source: RefSeq, a predicted model, not a curated record
CUUGCCCCCUCGGCCCUAAGAAACCGCCACCCCGGGCCGCUGCGGAGAGGCUGCCGAGCACUCCCAAGCCCCGCCUUCCACGCCCCCUGAAUGGCCGGCGCGGCUGCCGCUCAGCCCAGGCCCCUUGCCGCCUGCCGGCCCCCCACGGACCGCGGGGAUGGUGCUGGUGGGACAGGCGCGGAGGGAGCCUUGGGAAGCGAGGCGGCGGCGGCGCUGCUUGUGAGGGGCGCCUGAGAGACUUCGUUGAGGAGGCGGAGGCCGCCCGUCCUCCUCAGCAUAAAUAUGGCAGAGUUGCUAGAGUUUGAGGGAACUAUAAACUGGAAAGAAAGAUGCAUAGCUCUAGAAUCCCAGCUGAUGAAAUUUCGCCUCCAAGCAAGCAAAAUUAGAGAGUUGUUAGCAGACAAGAUGCAGCAACUUGAAAAGCAAGUGAUUGAUGCAGAUCGACAAGCAGAAAAAGCUUUUCAGCAGGUGCAAAUUAUGGAGGAGAAACUAAAAGCUGCUAAUGUCCAAACCAGUGAGUCAGAGACAAGACUAUAUAAGAGAUGUCAAGAUCUGGAGACACUGGUGCAGGAAAAAGAUGACAUUAUACAUAAUUUGGAAGAACAGCUUGCAGAACAGAAGCAAAUAAGAAUACAAGACGCAAAAAUUAUAGAAGAAAAAGCUGCCAAGAUAAAAGAAUGGGUGACUGUCAAGCUCCAUGAGCUAGAAGUGGAAAAUCAGAACCUUCGCAUGUUAAAUCAAAACCAAACUGAAGAGAUGAGGAUAUUGGAGACUAAAUUGCAAGAACUUCAGGGGAAGAAAUCUGUUCCUUCAGCACAAAAGCCUGGAGAAGGCCAACGACUGAGCAGUUUGACUUUUGGAUGCUUCUUGAACCGAGCAAGAAGUCCUCAGCCAGUUCCAAAGCCUGACGAGACAAGCAGCUCCUCAUCAAAGCAAGCUGAACUAAAUGAAGGAAAUAGCAGUCUAGAGAAAGAAGUCCAGGAAACAUCUCUUCUUGGCCAAAUGUAUGGGAGUAAUAGAGUUCUGAAACCUCUACAACAUAGCUCUUGUAUGCCAGAACAAAGGCAAGCAGUAAAGUCAAAAGACCUAGAUAGUAAUGCAUCAAAGAACUCCUGCAUUACAGUAAGUGACUGGAGCUCUGACGAGGAAGAAGGAGGCAAAGGAAGAUCAAAAUCUAGGUGCGUAUCCACGGUUUCAAGUCACACAUCUGAAGAAGGCACAGGCUAUAGCAGAAUUGGAAGUGAAAUGUAUUUGACAGCAUCAGAUGACAGCAGUUCUUUUUUGGAAGAAGAGAGCUUCCAAGCUCAGGGAAACAUAUGCAAAAAACUAUAUUCUUGGCAACAAGGGUCUCUAUGGAAAAACCAGAACCAUCUAGUUGGAAAGAGCAACUUGGAAUCCUUCAGCGAAAAGAAGGAUCAUGAUAGCUUUUCAGAUGAACUGAAUAAGAGGUUUCAGUCCCACAGGCUAGAUUAUUCAUCCUCUUCCAGUGAGGCAAAUACUCCAAGUCCAAUUCUAACGCCAGCUCUAGCUCCUAAGCAUCCAGCACUGAUGCUGGCAGCAGGCGCUGUGUCUGGCAGACAACUUGAUUCUCCAUCUAAUCUGCCGCCUCCAAAACUGAGGACUCCUAGCAUCUUUACUUUAAGUGCAGCAUUGGCAAAAAAACAUUUCAGCCAGCCUCCUCUAUGUUCGGACAAAAUGUUUGGCAGAAACAGAAAUGCUAUAAGCAUGAUACGUCCUUUUAAGCCUCAGGAAACAGACAUAGAUCAAGUGGAUGGGGAAAGUACAGAAGUUCUGGAGAAGAUGGAGAUUAGUUGUAAUGAGGAAUUGUUUACCUAUGACUCCUGUGAGACUCAGUGUGCAGAAACCUUGGACUCUAAUGAUGCAAGAAAAACUACAAGCAGCAAGCCACCUACUCCUCCUCUGCAUCGAUUCCCCUCUUGGGAAAGCAGAAUUUAUGCUGUAGCCAAGUCAGGCUUGCGCUUUUCUGAGGCCUUCAACAUGGACUCUUUCAAUAAAAGUUCCACCUCUUCAGCUUCAUAUUCCUCAUCAGGACUUUACACAUCGCUAAUAUACAAGAAUGUGACUACACCAGUCUAUACCACUCUUAAAGGGAAAGCAACACAAAUCAGCAACAACCCUUUCUUAGAUGACUCUUCUGGGUCUGAAGAAGAAGACAGUUCCCGAUCCAGUUCUCGGACAUCUGAAUCGGACUCUCGAAGCAGAAGUGGCCCAGGGAGUCCACGGGCUAUAAAACGAGGGGUCUCUCUGUCUUCAAUGACCUCAGAAGGUGACUAUGCUAUUCCUCCUGAUGCCUACUCAACAGACACAGAUUAUUCAGAACCUGAACAGAAAUUGCCUAAAACCUGCUCAUCAUCUAGUGAUAAUGGGAAAAAUGAGCCAUUGGAAAAAUCAGGAUAUUUGUUAAAAAUGGGUGGUAAAGUAAAGACUUGGAAACGACGGUGGUUUGUACUCAAAGGAGGUGAAUUGCUGUACUACAAAUCUCCGAGUGAUGUAAUACGUAAACCCCAAGGUCAGAUUGAACUAAAUGCAUCCAGCCGUAUUGUAAGAGGUGAUGGAAAGCAAACAGUUCAGCUGACUACUGAAAAACGAACCUAUUACUUGACUGCAGAUUCCCCAAACAUAUUAGAAGAAUGGAUCAAAGUACUGCAGAAUGUUCUUAAAGUACAGGCUGCAAGUCCACUUUUCAUUCAACCAGAUGUUAAACCUGCCAUGAAAGGCUUGCUUACCAAGGUGAAACAUGGAUAUUCCAAGAGAGUGUGGUGUAUGCUGUUUGGGAAAACUUUGUAUUAUUUCCGCAGCCAAGAAGACAAGUUUCCUUUAGGCCAGAUAAAACUCUGGGAGGCUAAAGUUGAAGAAGUUGACCGGUCCUGUGAUUCAGAUGAAGAUUAUGAGGCCAGUGGCCGUAGCCUGUUAUCAACACACUAUACAAUCGUCAUCCACCCUAAAGAACAAGGUCCCACUUACCUUCUUAUAGGAUCCAAGCAUGAGAAGGACACUUGGCUCUAUCACUUGACAGUUGCUGCUGGAAGCAGAAAUAUAAAUGUUGGGACAGAGUUUGAACAGCUUGUCUGCAAGUUGUUAAAUAUCGAAGGUGAACCCACUUCCCAGAUCUGGAGGCACCCUGCACUUUGUCACAGCAAAGAUGGGAUUACAUCUCCUCUUACAACCCUCCCAUCUGAAGCAUUGCAAACAGAAGCUUUAAAAUUAUUUAAGACUUGCCAGUUGUUUAUAAAUGCAGCAGUGGACUCUCCUGCCAUUGACUACCAUGUAUCCUUGGCCCAAAGUGCUUUACAAGUCUGUCUCACACAUCCAGAGCUUCAAAAUGAAAUCUGUUGCCAGUUGGUUAAGCAGACAAGAAGGCGGCAACCCCCAAAUCAGAUGGGACCAGUGCAGGCCUGGCAGCUUUUAGCACUCUGCAUUGGACUCUUCCUUCCACAGCACCCAUUCCUUUGGCUCAUCAAACUUCACUUGAAGAAGAAUGCAGAUUCCAGAACUGAAUUUGGAAAAUACGCAAUUUACUGUCAACGAUGUGUAGAAAGGACACAACAGAAUGGUGACAGGGAAGCCAGACCAUCAAGAAUGGAAAUUCUUUCUACACUUCUAAGAAAUCCCUACCAUCAUUCCUUACCUUUUAGUAUUCCAGUGCAUUUCAUGAAUGGCAUAUACCAGGUUGUUGGCUUUGAUGCUUCUACCACAGUGGAAGAAUUUCUAAACACACUCAAUCAAGACACAGGAAUGAGAAAACCAGCCCAGUCGGGUUUUGCUUUGUUUACUGAUGAUCCUUCUGGCAAAGAUGUAGAACACUGUCUUCAAGGAAACAUCAAGAUCUGUGACAUUAUUUCUCGAUGGGAGCAGGCAUCUAAAGAGCAGCAGCCUGGGAAAUGUGAAGGCACAAGAACAGUGAGACUGACUUACAAAAACAGGCUGUAUUUUUCAGUUCAAAUACGUGGGGAGACAGAAAGGGAAAAGCUGCUGUUGAUGUAUCAGACAAACGAUCAAAUUGUAAAUGGGCUUUUCCCUGUAAACAAAGAGCUGGCACUAGAACUGGCAGCACUUAUGGCACAGGUGGAGAUUGGGGACUUUGAACGACCUUUCUCAACUCCAACAGGGCAAAUCACUUCCCAGUCAAAAUCUAAUCAAACUUUAAAGCAAGUUGUGGAAAAGUUUUACCCCAAAAGAUAUAGGGAUGGAUGUUUAGAAGAACAAUUGAGACAGCUUUGUCAGCGACUGUCAACAAAAUGGAUGGCUCUCCGUGGUCAUAGCGCUGCAGACUGUGUGCGCAUUUACCUUGCUGUUGCUCGAAAGUGGCCUUUCUUUGGUGCCAAAUUAUUUGCAGCAAAACCUCUGAUAAUAUCAACAUUGGAGAGUUCUUUGGUAUGGCUUGCUGUUUAUGAAGAUGGCAUAAACAUUCUUGAAUACAGCUCUAUGAGGUUAAUAGUGACAUAUUUAUAUAAGAACCUAAUGACAUUUGGAGGCUAUCAAGAUGACUUCAUGCUGGUGGUCAACAAUGUGCACACACAAGAAAAGCAAACUGAAAAGUUGCUGUUUGCUAUGGCCAAGCCAAAGAUUCUUGAGAUUACGCUACUCAUCGCUAGUUAUAUUAACGAUUUCCAUCAGCAAAAGGGAGCUGCUCACCACCUUUCUGCUCCAGCGACAGUGUCUCCACAGGCAGAAAGACAGAAAACUAAAGACAUAGGGUGUCAUCCAUUUAUGUUGAAGAACAGACCAACCAAAGGACCUACCUUGUUAUGAAAAGAUCAUGUGCCUGUGAAAAUGCAUACUGGCUGAAUGUUUAUGUAUUUUGGGUACUACAUUGGAAAAGGAAUGUCUGAUUGAAGUUGGAUGAAAUACUAGUGAUGCUUACCAUGAGCCAAUUCUGCUCCCAUGUGUGACCUCCUUUUUCUCAAUUACUCCAGAGGCACCCAAAGUAUUACGAAAACCAAACAUAUGGACACAUGCAUGUUCUUUAUAUUCGUCUGCCUGGAUAGGCAGAAGAAACACUGUGAACCUGGUUAAUAAUUAGUAGUUAGAAGUGCAAUGCUUUGAAUACCAAUAGUUUCAUACACGCCCUGCCCUUUCUCCACUUCUUUGUGGUCCUUUUUGGUUUUCCUAACUUGUUCCUGGAAUUAAAACAUCUAAAGCAAACUUCUAAUUAAGCUGUGUGUCAAUUUUGGAAGGAUAACGUAUCAGAUGACAACAGCUACUGUUUGGGGCUAAUAUUGUUCCAAUCAAAGCAUUCCAAAAAAACAUUCCAUAGGCAUUAGAUUUGUGAAAGGUAUUUCUUUUUUUAAUGACAUUUGCUCUUAAAACUGCAAUUGUAGGAGUUCUGCUAACAAAUACCAGUUUCAAGGAGGAGAGUGGUAGCAUGUUGAAUCUGAAUGAUGUGCUUUGGGGCCAGAAUGUACCAAGAGAACAAAGGAUAAUUCAGACUGCCUAGUGUGAGGGCAAUUCUUUGACAUUAAAAAAAAAUAAUAACUUUCAUCUCUAUUAUAUGUAAGGAACAGUAGAUUUCACACUCCAGCUGAAAGUCAUUGAAUGAUAAGUAAUUAAAUGCUGAGGUAUGUAGUAAUGUGCUUUUACAUGUGAAUUGGGUCUAAGGGACACUGCUCAACUUGAAAAUUUGCUUAGUGUUUAAAAAGCCUGCUAUCUAGUCUCUAUUUUCAGGUAGAUCUCCCUUCUGUACCUUUUCCAUCAGCUCUCCUUAUCUUGUACAGUCGUACCUUGGAAGU